UCUUUAGUGAUUCGUGGCACUCUUUCCCACUCCCACUGAAGAUCACAGACAAGUUGUUGCUUCAGCUUCAACUUCAGAGACAAGUUAAUAACAGAUACAUCACAUAACUAGUGGCUUCAUCGUGGGCGUCAGACGAUCAGUGGUGUUAACAGAUAUAUCACAACGAUUGUUGCUUCAUCUUGGGCGCCAGAGAUACGUUAAUAACAGAUACAUCACAUAACUAGCGUCUUCAUCGUGGGCGUCAGACGAACAGUGGUGUUAACAGAUAUAUCACAACGAUUGUUGCUUCGUCUUGGGCGUCAGAGAUACAGUGGUAAUAACAGAUAUAUCCCAGCGAUUGUUGCUUCGUCUUGGGCGUCAGAGAUACAGUGGUAAUAACAGAUAUAUCACAACGAUUGUUGCUUCAUCUUGGGCGUCAGAGACACGUUAAUAACAGAUUCAUUACAUAACUAGUGGCUUCAUCUUGGGCGUCAGAGACACAGUGGUAAUAACAGAUAUAUCCCAGCGAUUGUUGCUUCGUCUUGGACGUCAGAGACACAGUGGUAAUAACAGAUAUAUCACAACGAUUGUUGCUUCGUCUUGGGCGUCAGAGAUACAGUGGUAAUAACAGAUAUAUCCCAGCGAUUGUUGCUUCGUCUUGGGCGUCAGAGACACAGCGUUAAUAACAGAUACAUUACAUAACUAGUGGCUUCAUCUUGGGCGUCAGAGACACAGUGGUAAUAACAGAUAUAUCCCAGCGAUUGUUGCUUCGUCUUGGACGUCAGAGACACAGUGGUAAUAACAGAUAUAUCACAACGAUUGUUUCUUCGUCUUGGGCGUCAGAGACACAGUGGUAAUAACAGAUAUAUCCCAGCGAUUGUUGCUUCGUCUUGGGCGUCAGAGACACAGUGGUAAUAACAGAUAUAUCACAACGAUUGUUUCUUCGUCUUGGGCGUCAGAGACACAGUGGUAAUAACAGAUAUAUCCCAGCGAUUGUUGCUUCGUCUUGGGCGUCAGAGACACAGAGUUAAUAACAGAUACAUUACAUAACUAGUGGCUUCAUCUUGGGCGUCAGAGACACAGUGGUAAGAACAGAUAUAUCACAACGAUUAUUGCUUCAGCUUCAACUUCAGAGACACAGCGUUAAUAACAGAUAUAUAUUCAACGCCAGAGACACCGUAUUAACAGCAGACAGAUAUAACACAUGAGACACACCACUAAGGACGAUGGCGGUGUUACUUCUCCCCCUUUUCAUGACGGCUGUAUUUGCUGGCAAUACUUGUUACCGGCAUACUUUUCAACGGUUUAUCACACAGGACAACCUGGCAGCCAAUGAGGUCGCAUCCGACGUAUUCUCAACUCAACAUCUGACAUCCUGUGCUCAACGUUGUGCUGAGGAUGAGAAGUGUGUUGCUUUGACUUAUCAUGGGGACCAGUGUUCCAUCUACAGAUCAUCUUUGUCGUCAUCUGGCAUCCCAGGAUCCAGAUCCUACAUCAAGCAAGGAGCUCUACCGAAUGCAGACCCGUGCCCCGUGUCUCAAGGCUACACAUCGGUCCUCUACCCACGCUUCUGUUUCAAGCUAUACAACACCGACCCUUGGAAGAACUGGGCAGACAGCCAGGCCCGAUGUCAGAGUGAAAACGGACGUCUGAUCAUCUUGAACACGACAGAGAAACACGACUACAUCACUGCUUUUAUGACGAAGGCAUCUUCUACGUAUGGGGCAUUGAUUGGACUACAUGUGACCAGUUCAACCGACUUUGCCUGGACGGACGGAUCAACCUUUCUCCGGGCAGGAUCAAACGGAUAUGGUGGCUUUAGCAGUGGAUGUGCAUACCUAGUUGAAGAGAAAGUCAAAACCACCACUUGCUCAAAUGCAGGAUGGUCCUUGUGUGAGAUAGUCUGACGCUUGAUCAAAAGGGGAGAUAGAAUCUUGGCUUUGUAUUUAAUAAACUACACCGUCACAUUGAUUACCCUGUGGCACGUAUCCUCGAAUAUCCUGGGUAGUAUUAUCUAUUUUAUUAUUAUACAUCCCCAUAACUUCGUGUUGAGCCUAUUCACAUUGCAUGAGGGGCGGCAGGGUAGCCUGGUGG
This is a messenger RNA of Haliotis rufescens (red abalone), 2073 nucleotides long. RefSeq lists its product as uncharacterized. Lineage: Eukaryota; Metazoa; Mollusca; Gastropoda; Lepetellida; Haliotidae. The transcript has 3 exons. The coding region runs from base 1206 to 1886 and encodes 226 amino acids. The record is from RefSeq and is a predicted model, not a curated record.